GCGGGGGCGGCAGCGGGGGCGGCAGCGGAGGUCAUCGCUGCGAGCUUUUACGGUGCCACCUUUGCUUGGGAAGCGACCUCCCGUCCCUGCCUGCUGGACCUGCACCUGCACCUCCCCGCCGGCUCCCUCACCGUGCUGGUGGGCCGGGUGGGGGCCGGCAAGAGCUCCCUGCUUACGGCGCUGUUGGGGGGCGCGGAGCUGCCGCUGCUGGCGGGCAGCUGCAGCCGCCGCAGCCGCCACAACCACCACUGCUGCAGCCGCCAGGAGUCCCAGGGUCGGAGCCACCAGCAGCAGCAGCAGCAGCAGGAAUGUUCCCAUCGUCAGCAGCAAGAGUGUCACGGAGUUGGCGCUGCCACGGCACUCCAAAGAGCUGUUGGUGAUGGUGCUGUUGGCGAUGGCGAUGGCGUGGGAAGAGGAGGAGGAGCCGGAGCAGCUACUGUCGUACGGAGCAAGCUGUGUUGUACGACAGGUAGUACGGAAGCGGAUACCCGCGGUACGGCAAGGAGAGCGAGGAGCAGGCGAAGGACGUCGUACGCUCCGCAGCGGCCGUGGAUCAUGGCGAGCAGUGUACGGGAUAACGUACUGCUGGGGCUGCCGUUGGACGAGCAACGGUAUUGGCAGGUGCUCCACAGCUGCGCGCUGCUGCCCGACCUGGCGCUGAUGCCCGCGGGGGACAUGGCGCCGGUGGGGGACAACGGAUGCAGCCUAUCCGGCGGGCAGCGGGCAAGGCUGGGCCUGGCACGUGCGCUCUACCAUGCAGCUGCCCGUACUGCCGCCGGCGGUGGCGGUGGCGGUGGCUGCGGCGGGUACAACCACCACCACCACCACCACCAUCACGAGGACACUGAUGACGACCACCACGACGACUGCGAUGACGACGACGUGCUGCUGCUGCUGGACGAUGUGUUGGCCUCUCUGGACGCAGCAUGCGCCGCACACCUUGUACGACAUGCGCUGCUGCCGCUGACGGCAACCGCACCCGCGCCCACAACAGCGGGAGCACCCAUCAUUGCGCCGCUGCCACAGCCACCCCUGCUACCGCAGCCGGAGCCGCUACUGCUGCCGUCACCCGCAGAGCCGCUGCCACUGCAACCACAUGCCAGCAGCGGCACCCACUGCGCUGGUAGCGGGACGGCCAGCGCAUGGGCCGCCGCCGCCGCCACCACCGGAGCCGCCCCCGCCGGCUGCCGCCUCCGCCCCCGCCGGGCGCCCACCGUGGUGCUGGUGAGUCAUGACGAGCGCUGCAUCCGCGCCGCGCGGCAGGUGGUGCUGCUGGAGGCGGGGCGAGUGUUGUAUGCGGGGCCGCCGGACGGGUACUUUGCCAGCCCGCACUGCCUGCACGGUCGGCAGGGCCGGCAGAAGGAGGAGGAG
Astrephomene gubernaculifera is the source of this 1371-nucleotide messenger RNA. NCBI's taxonomy places the organism in Eukaryota, Viridiplantae, Chlorophyta, Chlorophyceae, Chlamydomonadales, Astrephomenaceae. The record is from the annotation of a GenBank genome assembly.